AUGGCAAAAUCAGUUAAUUUUCAGUUGUGCAUCAUUUGUCAAGUUAUAGGGGAAGAUAAUCUUGUUGGAAAACCCAGUUCUCAUGAAAAGCUUUUAAGUGCAAUCAAAGAACGUGCGAAAUAUGGAGAUGUUAAGUUAGCAGAGUUGUGGUCAGUUUUGAAGGACGUUCCAUUUAAAGAAAUUGAAGAGAAAGUGUCAUGGCACAGGAAAUGCUAUCAAGAUACCACGCACUCGGGAAUGUUAAAAAGAGCAGGAGAAAGAUACGAAAGAGAGGUAGCUGGUCCAGAUGAAUCAAGGCGAAAACCUAGUAACAGUCCUCAGGUAAAUAUUAUAAAACUGGCCAUGUUCUUAUCAGACAAUUCAGUUAUUAGUUGAUUGAGCUUUUAAUCUGUUUUAAGACUGAAAGCUCCAUAGUCCUAUCUUUCUUCGAAAUUUCCAUGUACAUAUUAUUUCCUAUAAACACACAACACACCUAAACUAUCCGGCUUUUUACACGUAUUAAAAUUCUUAAUUUAUGUUUAAUUUUGUAUUUAACCAACAACAGGGACUUUUAACGCGUUCAAAGACUGCUCCCUAUGACCGGGUUGUCAGUUUCGUUUGUGAUGGAGAGGCAAAAUAUCAGCAACCACCACACAUGGUGUCCACAAAGUCUGCCGGUAGUUCUUUAGAAGCUGCAGUUAAGACGUCUGGUGAUCCAAAGCUUCUAGUUAAACUCUCCACUGCACUGGAUGGUCAAGACGCUCAUGCAAUUGACGUCAAAUACCACAAGAACUGCUGGGCAAAGAACGUCACAGGAGUUCUUCGCAAGUCGUCUUACACAGAGGGUCAUGGAGAGGAAACCAGUGAGAUAGCAGCUAAGAUCGAGUUUUUAACAAUGACAGAAACUGCUCUGAAUAGUGGAGAGAUUAUGAAUAUGGCUCAACUACAGGACGCCUUUGAAUGUAUUUGUCGUGAAAACAAUGUGCAAUCGAAAUCUUGGAACCGAAAGUCAAUCAAGGAGCUUAUUCAAAGGGAAGUAGAAGGAGUAGAGUUCCACAAGCCAAAACGAGUAAAUGAGUCUGAAAUAAUCAGUGUAAAGAGGUGCAGAGAUAGUGCUAUUCAUUAUCAGAGUCCUUGA
Messenger RNA from Porites lobata, 1117 nucleotides. The record is from the annotation of a GenBank genome assembly. NCBI's taxonomy places the organism in Eukaryota, Metazoa, Cnidaria, Anthozoa, Scleractinia, Poritidae.